Bactrocera dorsalis (oriental fruit fly) is the source of this 2199-nucleotide messenger RNA. Its product is annotated as scoloptoxin SSD976-like. The record is from RefSeq and is a predicted model, not a curated record. NCBI's taxonomy places the organism in Eukaryota, Metazoa, Arthropoda, Insecta, Diptera, Tephritidae. The transcript has 4 exons. Bases 1 to 765 code for a protein of 254 amino acids.
AUGUCAGAUCAUCAAGGCAUCGAUGGCAAUGACAGAGAGAACGAGAUUCCCAACAGUGGCAAACGGCUAUCAUCCGAUAACGUGACCGAUAUUGGUAAACCCAUGCAUUUUCUUUGCAACGAUCUGGACAAGAGCAUGGAUAGGAAGAGCGCUCGUAGCAGUUAUGCCGGUAGCGUCACCGUUGUGGGUGUCGCCGCUGUGCCGCUGCAAACAUUGACUGUCGUCGAUCGUCGUCCGCGUCAUUGUGCAAGUAAUCGGUUGUCUUUCAUUUGGGAUGAUGAGCUGCAGUAUUUGGCAUCACUCAACUUACGCACUUGCAUACUGGACCAUGAUUCCUGUCAUACCACUUACCGUUUUCAGUAUUCCGGCCAAAAUCUCUGCGGCGUUGUGCGUGAUCGCAAUCCAAAUGUGAAUGUGAGCGGAAUUAUCGAGGAAGUGAUGGGUUUGUGGUUCAAUGAGUAUCCACUGAUCGAUAGCAGUUAUAUAAGGAAAUUCCGUGUGACCAAGUACUUUGAGGACUAUGGUCACUUCGCUGAGAUCGCUGUCGAUCGAAACACACAUGUUGGCUGCGGAAUUAUACGCUUCACCCGGCCUGAUGUGCCCUACGUCUACAUCUACAACAUGGUCUGUAAUUAUGCGUCAAUUUAUGCCUUGGACACACCCGUAUACACAGUGGGCCAACCCGGUUCGCGCUGUCUGACGGGCAAAAACCCCUAUUAUCCCGGUUUAUGCUCCGAAAACGAGCCGAUCAAUCCAAAUUAUUGAGCGCCAGUGAUUUUAUGUAGUUAUAGUAGUGAUUAAUGCUAAGUUUAACAAAAAAAGAAUGCUUGUAAAUAGUUAAUAGAAAAAAUAUUAUAAAUAAAUGAAUCAUAUACAGGGUAGGCCAUUUAAAGUUGACCCAUUUGUUUCUAAAAAAAAAGAACAAAAGAAAACAAUGUUUUUUGUUCAUUUCAAAAAUAAUUUAUUUUGGUCCAAGGGGAUUUGUUUCAGCUAAUAUUUAAAAAUUAGAUCGCGUAAAUGGGCACCUUUAGCUUUGACAGCUAAAUGCACUCUUUUUUCGACAUUUUCCAUGACUUUGGCCAAUGUUUCGGAUGAUAUGGCGGCUGUUUCACGUCGAAUGUUGGCUUUCAGUUGAGCUAAGGUCUUUGGCUUAUUAGCGUAUACCUUGGAUUUCAAAUAACCCCACAAAUAAAAGUCUGGUGGCGUCAAAUCUGGUGAUCUCGGUGGCCAGUCAACAUCACCAUUUUUCGAUAUCAAUCGCCCGGGGAAAAAUGGUCGCAAUAAAUUGAUUGUUGGUCGAGCUGUGUGGCAUGUAGCCCCGUCCUGUUGAAACCAGAAGUUAUCCAUGUCAUUUUCGCGAUUAAUGGGUAUCACAAAAUCCGUUAUCAUGGCUCGAUAAUGCUCACCAUUGACUGUUGUCGUGACUCCAUCAUCGUCUUCGAAAAAAUACGGUCCGAUGAUCAUAUUCGCGCAAACACCGCACCAAACUGUUACUUUUUGGUCGUAAAGAGGCUGUUCUUCAAUUAAUUGAGGAUUUUCGGUGGCAUAAAAUCGGCAAUUUUGCUUGUUUACGCCUCCAUUCAACGAGAAAUGUGCCUCGUCUGACAUGAUGAGUUUUCGCCAAAAGUCAAGUUCGUUUUCAGCCAUUUCGAUGGCCCAUUUGCCAAAAUUAAGGCGUCGCGGAUAAUUAGCUGGGUUUAGUUUUUGUGCCAUUUGAAUUUUAUAUGGAAACAUCUUCAAAUCGUUAUGAAUUAUGCGUCGGAGAGUGGUGCGAGAGAUGUCUAAUUCCUGAGAGCGGCGAUAACUCGAUGUCGAUGGAGUCUCCUCAAUACUGGCUCGUACAGCUUCGAUAUUUUCAUCAGAACGUCUUGUGCGUUGUCUGGAUGCAUGACUGGCAUUACUGAGAUUACCGGUGUUCACAAAUUUUGCGUAUAAAGACUUAAUUGUGUUCUUAACUGGAGCACUUUUCACUUUAUUUUUUUUGCGAAACGCACGUUGAGUUAACACAAUUGAAAAGUUAUUUUGAAUAUAAAGCUGAACAAUUUCAGCGCGUUCUUUUGGAGUGUACUGUUCCAUGGUAUAAAUUGUCUUCGAAUGACGCUUCUAACGCGGUAUGACAUUAGCCGAUUUGUCAGCGCUGUUAAAAGUUACAGCGUUGCCAGAUGGGUCAACUUUAAAUGGCCUACCCUGUACAUAUAU